AGCAGGAGAAGCAGCUGAGCAGAGCUUGUGCGUUACGCUCCACAAGCUAAAAUGACGACUACUCAGAGUACAACCCAGAAGGCCAUGGGGAAGCUCACAGCCUUUCGAUCUCAGAAGGAGAUGUUUGAGAAGAUGGAGGAAUCCUUUAAGAUUUGUGCUUCGUGUGAGAAGCGACCAGAUCAGCUUUCAAACCCGCAGAGCUUGAAGCGUUGUGCCAGAUGUCUGAAUGUUUACUACUGCUGCAAAGACUGUCAGAAGGAGGACUGGCCCAAACACAAGAAGUUCUGCUCAGCUCUGCGUCUUGCUGCCAUCGACAGAGUUGUGGAAUGGCUUUUGUUCAAAGGAGAUCUCCCAUUUCCCACAGAAAAGUGGUCCAAGCCCCAGUCUGAGGUCAGGGGUUGGGAUGAUUGGCUCGCCAUGCAGGUAGACCUCUCAUCCCGACUCGAUCCCAUCAUAAACGGAGAGAACAUGAAUGGCCUGUGGACCAAUGCAGGCAGGCCUCGGCCUGACGACGACGACCUGAAGCAAUCGCUGUGGAGGGUCUGCAGUGAGUUCUUCUCCAGGCCCCUUACGGUAGCAUGGGGGAUGAGGCUGUUCGGUCUGAACCCCUGUUCCAAACCGCUCACCGUGCACCUGGUGGGGGCAGGCCACACUGAGACCCUGGCAGCUAAACUGACUGACUAUGAUGAACUGAACUGCAUGUUCCCCAAACACCAGGGUGUAGAGGUGGUGAUGGUGGGACCAGAGGUGGUGGAUGGCCCCAUCAUGAGACCCCCUCUCAGAGCCUUUGGCCCCAAACAGAGGGUCUACAUUAGCGCCUACAGAGGUCUCUACCAUCAGUUCUGGGAGGAGCUGGUGGAGACAGAGAAUGCAGCCAAACCUGACCUGGUGGUUGGAUUUCAUCCAGGUUUUGAUGCUAGUCAAGGUCUGGAUCAGGGAUGGCUUCCAACACUCCUGCUCCUCAGGGAUUAUGAGAUUCCUUCUCUUUUUACAACGCUAAACGAGACAGAGAUGACCUACUCCCUGCAAAUCCUCCUGGAGCUGGAGAUGCACAUGAAGGGAAAUGGAGCCAACCCGUUUGCAUCACUGAAGCCAGAAGUGGUGGGCUCGUCUCCCAACAAGCCCCCCGUUUACUGCAACUCCCACUACUUCUGUUUCCAGGGUCUGCUGGAGACCUUGGAGCUUGAGGAGCCUGAGGAACCUGAGGAACCUGAGGAACUUGAGGAGGCCUGA
This is a messenger RNA of Nematolebias whitei (Rio pearlfish), 1233 nucleotides long. RefSeq names its product MSS51 mitochondrial translational activator (gene mss51). The record is from RefSeq and is a predicted model, not a curated record. The coding region runs from base 52 to 1233 and encodes 393 amino acids. Lineage: Eukaryota; Metazoa; Chordata; Actinopteri; Cyprinodontiformes; Rivulidae. The transcript is spliced from 6 exons.